AGGAUUGGAGAUAACAUAAAACUGAAAAGAAAAUAAAAUACAAUAUCCACUGCUAGCCAAUCCGAUCUCAUGGCCGCCAUUCUCUCACCAUCAGCCAGCCUUUCCUCCUCCGCCUCCACCCAAAAGCCGCCUCUGAUACCGCCACCAUCCAAAACCCACCUCCCUAUCCCAUCCCACAAACCCCUCCUAACUACACUAACGGCUACUAUUGCUGCCACCGCUAUAUUAACCACCACUACUCCUUCCCUGGCAGAUUCGGCACAAACCUACAACAUCUACUACGGCAAUGCAGCCAGCGCGGCCAACUACGGCGGAUAUGGCGGGAACUCGGACAAGAAGGCCUCAGCUGAAUACGUCUACGAUGUCCCUGAAGGGUGGAAAGAACGCCUAGUCUCCAAAGUUGAAAAGGGUACGAAUGGAACCGAUAGCGAGUUCUACAAACCAAAGAAGAGGACUGAAAAGGAAUACUUGACGUUUCUUGCAGGAUUCGGGCAGCUAGCUCCAAAAGAUGUCGUGUUAAACAACUUGGCCUUGUCUGAUGUGGACUUGCAGGACUUGAUAUCUGGAGCAGAUAGUGUGAAGAGUGAAGAGAAGAAAGAUGGAGAUGGGCAAUUGUAUUAUGUAUAUGAGAUUGAUGGGAUUGGGAAACAUAGCUUGAUUAAGGUUACUUGUGCUAAGAAUAAGCUUUAUGCUCAUUUUGUGAAUGCACCAACCCCUGAUUGGAAUAGGGAUGAAGAAACAUUGAGGCAUCUCCAUGAGUCUUUCAAGACUGUUGGUUCAUUUUAGGGACAGUUCUAUACGCAUAUAUGAGAUGAAUUGAAGCUUAAUUGCUUGUUU
Molecule: messenger RNA, 837 nt
Organism: Hevea brasiliensis (rubber tree)
Lineage: Eukaryota; Viridiplantae; Streptophyta; Magnoliopsida; Malpighiales; Euphorbiaceae
Product: thylakoid lumenal 19 kDa protein, chloroplastic-like
Exons: 1
Coding region: 70-786 (238 amino acids)
Source: RefSeq, a predicted model, not a curated record